AUGGCCAACAUCAAUCCCACCGCCAGCAAGUAUGCGGAUCUGCCGUACGACAAUCCACCUGCAGUGCGCUAUCUCCCCACUACCGCCGCAUAUGACCUCUGGGCCGCACAUUACGACCAUGACGCCAAUUUCCUGCAGGCGCUCGACUCGCUGGCCAUGAAGACUCUGUUUCCGCGUCUGAUUGCCCAUGUCGCCAAGCAGCCUGAUGGCUCUCCGCGUCCAACGCCGUGGAAGCUCGUGGAUCUCGGUUGUGGCACGGGGCGCAACACGAUCGCGCUGCUGGACGUGCCAGAUGCAGAGGUAGUUGCGGUGGACGCAUCGCCGAAGAUGCUGGAAGUAGCCAAGGGGCGGGUCGGCGAAGCAACAAAGGCGAGUGGGCGGACUGGAGAGGUCAGGUUUGGAAUUGUGGACCUCCUUGAGAAUACUGAGCCGCCGCACAUGGUCCAGAACGCUGACGCCUUGGUCAGCACCCUGGUGCUCGAGCAUAUCCCAUGUGAAACAUUUUUCCGGCAGGCGGCGCAGAUGCUGAAACCGGGUGGGUGGCUCUUGAUGACCAACAUGCACAGCGAGAUGGGCGGCAUCAGCCAAGCUGGAUUCGUGGACCCAGAGACUGGGGAAAAGAUCAGACCCAAAAGCUAUGCCCACACACCAGCUGAGGUGCUGGCAGCAGCAGAGAGUGUAGGGUUGGUUGUUGAGGGACAGUUGGAGGAGAGGGCGGUAGACGAGAGCCUGGUCGAGGCACUGGGUCCAAGAAGUCGAAAGUGGGUGGGAAUCAAGUGCUGGUAUGGGGGCUUAUUCCGAAAGGUUGGAUAG
Messenger RNA from Cyphellophora europaea CBS 101466, 813 nucleotides. RefSeq lists its product as uncharacterized. The transcript has a single exon. NCBI's taxonomy places the organism in Eukaryota, Fungi, Ascomycota, Eurotiomycetes, Chaetothyriales, Cyphellophoraceae. Gene Ontology annotation, molecular function: S-adenosylmethionine-dependent methyltransferase activity. The record is from RefSeq and is a predicted model, not a curated record. The coding region runs from base 1 to 813 and encodes 270 amino acids.